Cylas formicarius (sweet potato weevil) is the source of this 2883-nucleotide messenger RNA. Its product is annotated as mucin-2-like. The record is from RefSeq and is a predicted model, not a curated record. NCBI's taxonomy places the organism in Eukaryota, Metazoa, Arthropoda, Insecta, Coleoptera, Brentidae. The transcript is spliced from 5 exons. The coding region runs from base 356 to 1747 and encodes 463 amino acids.
UAUAGUUACAAUUAACUUUUGCGCAUCAAGUUGCGAGUUUGGUCUGCUCAACAUCCGAGCCGUUUUCCGGCCGAGCGUUCUUUAUUGUAGGCGCCGGUCUAUUCCGAUAGGGCCGCUUCACGGCCCGGGGUUAAAAAACCCAACGAAGGGAGUUACAGACUGUGAUUUUUGUUUGAAACGCGUUGUGCAAGGUGCAUGCACCUUAGAUACAGACUGCAGGUACGAUACAAUAGUCGACACUAUAGAGUGGAAUGCCUUUCGCGUCAGGCGCUCACGGGUUUAAAGGGCCGCGAUAGAUUUUUUUUCUUUCGAAAUUGCAUAAAUUCGUAUUAUGUGGCAUUGAAAGUUGACAAUUAUGUAUGUUAGUGUCGCGCUGUGCCUGGGUGUGCUAAGCAUCCUUCUUCGGCAGAUACUGUCGAAUCCUAUUCCUACCCCGCAGAACAAAACUACUUUCGUAUACAGACCAAAAUUUCGACCUUCGAGUCUACAAUACGAGUCCCUAGAAACGACAACGCAUCAGACGGAAACUGUCCAUCAGAUUAAAGCGGUCGAAGAGAAAAUAGAACAAACGAGAAACGCCUAUUCGAAAAGUCUCCCAAAUUACGAGGAAUCGAAAGACAAUGUUAUGACUUUGGAUGAGCUUAAGCAAAGAUGUCAGCAUUUCUCGAAGUUGUUUGAACCUACAAAGGAAAGCGAUUCCAUAAUUCCGUAUAACAGUGAGACCGCGCCUGGAAGAAUUAUUGGGUCGACUACCUUAAGACCUGUUUACAUUAGAAACAAACCAACGUUUAUUCAGAAAACGAAUGGAUUUUAUGUUACUGUACAACCCAUAGGUAUGAAAAACGGAGUUCACGCUUCAGAUUUCAACGCCUUCGCCAACUAUAAAUACCAGAGAAGCACGGAAAAACCGUACCCGGAGGUUCAUUCGACCCCAAAAUUGCAACCCGUCACACGGUCAAGUCCGACCACUCCUCCCACCAUAAGCACUACAGCGGACGGUAUGGCUGCCACUCCACCAAAAAUCAAAAUAAAAUACACCAGAUUGGAACCUGUUAUUUUACAAAAAACUAUUUUGACAGACGGACGGAUUUUGUAUCACUGGCACAAAGCGUUGCCCACGGCAGCAUUUGACGUACCAGUCCAAGAAACAGGGACACCAAUCCAACCGGAACCGGCGCCCUACGAAUUUCCGUCGUUUGUCGCGCAUAAGCCUUCACAUGAAACGGCGACAGAACGAAGCACCACCAGUACCACUACGUCAAAAUCAAGUUGGUACCUGGUACCAUUUGGAAAUUUAUUUGGAAGUUCUUCCGAAGAUGAAACGACUACUGAGCAGCCAAGAACUCCUUCGACAAUUAUAAAUUCAGCGUCUAGCAGUUCUCCGACUAGUACAACAGCCGCUAGUACGCCAAGUACUUCGCCAGUAUCCGAAAGUAUUACCAGCACCGAUGAAGUACAGCUCGAGCACCAAUUGAAGUUUGUCGUGCCGGUCCAUUACGACGAUAUAGAUCAUGAAUUGAAUCCGCAAAGUAAACUUUGGAAUUUUAACCGGUUCGCUUAUUACCCAAAGGACUUACAACCAGCAAAUGUUAUGCCGCAACCAUCUUUUCCUCUAAUCAAGUCGCUGGUGGUACCUAAAUAUAGCUUGGGCUAUACGAAUGGCGGAUAUGGCUUGUAUGGGGCGGGGUACAAUAAUUACCAAGGAUAUACUCCUAGCGAGAAAAGUCUAGACAACGUUAGUAUGUAAAUUUUAAUUUCACAUUUUUUUCAUUAUAUUCAUGAAUCAUAAGCAAUGGGCUAUAUAGGUAAAUAUGUUCUGCGCUACCUUUAUUAACAUACGAUAAUUAAUACUUAAUGAAAUUGUAUGAUCUACCUCGAAAAAGACUGAAAUUAAUAAUACAUAUUAUUUUAGUUUAGUUGUUACAACUGUAUAUUACAAAACAAAAUAUUUUAUUGGGCUGGAAUGGUGCAAUUACAACUUUUAUACCUUAUUAUUAUCUUCAAUAAACGCUUGUGAAAAAUUAUAUUAUUUUUUUUUGUUAGGUGCAGCAUAAUGGAGACAUUUAGAGGAAAAGUGGUAUAAAUUUUUUAUUGAUGAGUUUUGGUGAACCGCUCAAUUAGGCCUACUUCGGACUAAGAACAAGAUAAAGGAAUGUCAAUAAUUGUUGCACAGGCUUCAUUAACACAAGUCUUUUCUUUUUUUGACAAUUUUCUUAACCUUUUUUUGGGCAGAAUCAAUUUCACAAUUCCUAUUAUACAAUCUGGUCUAUCCUUAUCAGCAUUCGAGUUGUGUCCAAUUUUCUGCUUAUAACACAGCAGUUGACGUUACCAUCUGGAUUGAACCCAGAAUAUUGAAAGACACUAGUAAAAUUCGAUAAACAAGUAAAUACAAUUUGUUGACCUUAGGUUAAGAUAGUUGAGUAUGGAGGGGUUAAGUAGUUCGAUAAUGUCAUAUGUUAGAAAGGUAAAGCUGGUUAUCAGUUAUUUUUAGUUUCAAGGUUGACACGUCAUGUACAAACCUGACAAGUUUCAAAUAUCAUCAGAUUUUAUGUACGUAAAAAUAGACAAAUGCUGAAAUUAUAUACUAUUUUAUUUAGUAUAUAGUAUAAUAGUUUCUACCGAUUUUUGAAAGUUAUUCAGAUUUGCACUCAUAACAAAGCCUACAAUUUAAACCGCAUUCAAAACAAUGCUCCUCUCGAGAUAUUUUUAAAAAGCUCACUUGCGAGCCAAAUUUCUGACCAAUCUUGUUAAUAUCGCGAUUUGUCCGAUUGUUUUCAGCCGUUUGCAAGCUUUAUAUGUACUCAGCAAACUAUUCACUCAAGAAUUCAUUUAUUUUUUGUUAAAAUCACAAUCUUAUUAUUAAAAUCAAUAAAACCAAACCAA